Chelonoidis abingdonii (Abingdon island giant tortoise) is the source of this 2558-nucleotide messenger RNA. It is a transcript of the gene MED17, whose product is annotated as mediator complex subunit 17. Gene Ontology annotation, cellular component: mediator complex; core mediator complex. The record is from RefSeq and is a predicted model, not a curated record. Lineage: Eukaryota; Metazoa; Chordata; Testudines; Testudinidae. Gene Ontology annotation, biological process: regulation of transcription by RNA polymerase II. Gene Ontology annotation, molecular function: transcription coregulator activity.
UGGUGGUGCGCAUGCUCGACGGGGCCUGUCAGUCUCGUUUCGGGGGGCUGCGCAUUCUCCCCUGCGGCCAGCGGCGCCGCAGCCGCCGGGAAGAUGUCGGGGGCGCCGGCGGUGCGGAUCAGCAUCGAGUCGGCGAGCGAGAAGCAGGUGCAGGAGGUGGGGCUGGACGGCAGCGAGACCUACCUGCAGCCGCUCUCCAUGUCCCAGAACCUGGCGCGCCUGGCGCAGCGCAUCGACUUCAGCCAGGGCUCCGGCUCCGAGGAGGACGAGCCGCCGCCUGGGGCGCAGGCCCGCGACUGGGCCGCGCCCGGGGACGCCGAGGACGAGGAGGGGCUGGUAAAGUUUCAGCCAUCCCUUUGGCCUUGGGAUUCAGUGAGAAACAAUUUAAGAGGUGCCUUGACUGAGAUGUGUGUUCUCUAUGAUGUUCUCAGCAUUGUCAAGGAUAAAAAAUUCAUGACUCUGGAUCCAGUUGUUCAGGAUCCGCUUCCCCCAAAGCAGAAUCCUCAGACUUUACAGUUAAUUUCAAAGAAGAAGUCACUAGCUGGAGCAGCCCAAAUCCUGUUGAAAGGAGCAGAAAGGUUAUCCAAAUCGGUUGCAGAAAACCAGGAAAAUAAGCGACAACGAGAUUUCAACUCUGAGCUCUUGAGAUUGAGACAGCACUGGAAGCUGAGGAAAGUUGGAGACAAAAUCCUUGGGGACCUGAGCUACAGAAGCGCAGGAUCCCUCUUCCCUCACCAUGGGACAUUUGAAGUGAUAAAGAACACCGAUAUUGAUCUGGAUAAGAAGAUACCAGAGGAUUACUGUCCUUUGGAUGUUCAGAUUCCAAGUGAUUUAGAGGGCUCAGCCUAUAUAAAGGUUUCUAUUCAAAAGCAAGCUCCAGACAUAGGUGACCUUGGCACAGUUAACUUGUUUAAAAGACCUCUGCCGAAAUCGAAACCAGGGGCUCCACAUUGGCAGACAAAACUGGAGGCUGCACAAAAUGUUCUCUUAUGUAAAGAAAUAUUUGCUCAGCUGUCUCGAGAAGCUGUUCAAAUUAAAUCACAAAUUCCUCACAUUGUUGUGAAGAACCAGAUCAUCUCUCAACCUUUUCCAGGUUUGCAGUUGUCUAUUUCUUUGUGUCACUCUUCUAAUGAUAAGAAAUCCCAAAAAACUGCUUCUGAAAAACAAAGUCCAGAGGAUCACCUCUAUGUUCUGGAACACAAUUUGCAUCAGCUGAUCAGAGAGUUCCAUAAGCAAACUUUGAGUUCUACAAUGAUGCCACAUCCAGCUAGUGCACCAUUUGGCCAUAAGAGAAUGAGAAUGGCAGGACCUCAGGCUUUUGAUAAAAAUGACAUCAGCUCCUUACAACCAAAUGAAGGGCUUUUGGAAAAGAUCAUUAGACAGGCAAAACACAUCUUUCUGAGACGCAGAACUGCUCAAACCAUUGACAGCCUAGCUAGUCGUAUUGAGGAUCCACAGAUUCAGGCCCAUUGGUCAAACAUAAAUGAUGUUUAUGAAUCCAGUGUCAAAGUUCUAAUAACUUCCCAAGGGUAUGAGCAAAUAUGCAAGUCCAUUCAGCUACAGCUGAACAUUGGAGUUGAACAGAUCAGGGUAGUACACAGAGAUGGAAGAGUUAUUACGUUGUCCCAUCAAGAGCAAGAAUUACAGGAUUUCCUUCUGUCUCAGAUGUCCCAGCAUCAAGUACAUGCAGUUCAGCAGCUGGCUAAAGUUAUGGGAUGGCACGUGUUAAGUUUCAGUAAUCAUGUGGGUCUGGGACCAGUAGAGAGUAUCGGCAAUGCAUCAGCAAUAACUGUGGCAUCGCCAAGUGGAGAUUAUGCUAUUUCAGUACGUAAUGGUCCUGAAAGUGGAAGCAAAGUUAUGGUUCAGUUUCCACGGUGUCAGUGCAAAGACCUCCCCAAAAGUGAUGUGCUACAAGACAGUAAAUGGAACCAUCUUCGUGGGCCAUUCAAGGAAGUUCAGUGGAAUAAAAUGGAAGGGCGUAACUUUGUAUAUAAAUUGGAGCUCCUCAUGGCUGCCCUAACUCCAUGCUAAUUGCCUGACAUCUUACUAAGGAGGACACUGGAUUGCCUCUCAUUUGUAGUGGUAUCAACAAUCACAACAAGGGGAAACCUACCCUGGGAGACAAUACAUGAAAAUAGAAAACAAUGCAAAAGUGUUCAGUUUUGCAGUUCUUUAUAGAUAUGUAUCCAUUGUGAUUAUGUCAGAGCUGUUACUUGCUAUGUGAAAUAAAUGAUUUUUUCAAAUGUUCCUUUCAAUUGAAGUUUAAAAAUACCAUUAAAAUAUUACCUUAUUUUUCUAGCUUGGAGUGUUCAUGUGUGAUACUAGGGUGCAGUUCUGAAGGUUGCUGUUUGUUGCAGAUGCCUAAAAUUGUCUUUGCAUUUUGACUACCGAAAGUUACUGAGAGAACAGCUGACUAAUUUUCAUGAUCAAAUUUCUAAAGAUACUUGAGCUAAUAAACUACAAACAUAAUACAGCUUUCUGGUAAUAUUUUAGAGUGGUUCAGAUCCAAUUGGCUAUCCCAGUUUUCCUUUAUAAGAUAAAGCUCAAUAGCCUGUUCA